AUGGCCUCAGUCGACAACGACAAUAUUUAUUUCUAUAUUGUAAAAUUGCCGGAUAACCCGCCGACAAUAAGCGUGGGAAGGGACCCGCUGGACUACGGGGACAUGCUGCGCGCCAACUGCUCCUCGCCCCCCGCCCGCCCCCCAGCGCUGCUCAAGUUCCUGCUCAACAACUUGACGGUCGCAAGAAGCGAACCGCUCACACCGCGUAAGACAAUGGAGCAGGCCUGGAGCGAUCUGACGUUGGAGAUGGAGCUCUACGAGUUCCACUUCAGUCAAGGCAGGCUGAUUCUUAAAUGCGUUUCAGGUUGUUUUGUUACACAGAAGAGCUGGAUAAAUAAGACGGGACUAUUUAAAUAUUCCUGCCGCGUGACGCGUCGCGACGCGGCUCUAUUAAACGCCGCUUUGGCAGGCAUAAUUGACUUAAAAUUGCAAAAAGAUGAAUAA
Molecule: messenger RNA, 444 nt
Organism: Brassicogethes aeneus
Lineage: Eukaryota; Metazoa; Arthropoda; Insecta; Coleoptera; Nitidulidae
Source: the annotation of a GenBank genome assembly